Molecule: messenger RNA, 1887 nt
Organism: Dipodomys ordii (Ord's kangaroo rat)
Lineage: Eukaryota; Metazoa; Chordata; Mammalia; Rodentia; Heteromyidae
Gene: Wdr25
Product: WD repeat domain 25
Exons: 7
Coding region: 85-1698 (537 amino acids)
Molecular function (GO): protein binding
Source: RefSeq, a predicted model, not a curated record
CAGGCCCGGACGCCUCAGGGAGAACCGGGCGCUUCCGGCGCGUGUGGUAGUUUGCCUUCCUUGGAUGAUCGGACUUGUGGCCCAAUGGCCUCGCUGGUGGCAUAUGACGAUUCUGACUCAGAGGCUGAGCCCCAGCCUGCCGGAGGUGGGAACGACGCCGACCGAAUGACGGAUGUUUCUGGUGUGGACAGACCUUCUGGGCAGGGCUUUUCACCUUGUGCAGCGGACAUAACCAACGAGGGAGCACCGCUCGCCCAGCACAGCCCUGGUGAAGAGCUCAGGGGAGAGCGUCUCCCGCUGGUUCGGCUCUGGAAAAAUGACCCGGGAUCUUGUCCCAGCCAGAGGCUGCAGUGGCCCAGGAAGGAGCCUGAAGUGCCGUGCCCCUCCGGCGCGCUUCCUCACCCUUCCUCCCUGUGGACCAGCCAUGCUCCUGCGAGCCACGUGCCCUGGGCAGCUGCCUGCCUGAAGCAAGUGAAGCCCCUCUGGGCCGCCCCCAACGCCCCUUCCCACGCUCAAAGCAUGUCUGAAACCACUCAUAGACAUGCCAGCUCUCUCCAAAGGAAAAGGGGAGAGGACUGUGUGGUUCCUUAUACCCCAAAGAGACUGAGGCAGCUCCAGGCACUGAGCUCCGAGACACUCAGGACUCCUGACCCCGAGCCACAGGGGCCGCCUGCAGAUCGUGCUCCAGCCCCUCUCCGCAUGCCCCCCGUGGUGUCUGAGGCCAUCCAGCCACAUUUGAAAAGUCAGUUCAGGGAAACCAAGGUCCCCAGGAAAGUGCUCUUCCACCUUCGAGGCCAUGGAGGGCCUGUCAACAGCAUCCAAUGGUGUCCAGUCUUUUCAAAGAGUCACAUGCUUCUGUCCACGUCUAUGGAUAAGACCUUCAAGAUAUGGAAUGCCGUGGACUCGGGGCGCUGCCUGCAGACCUACCUCCUGCACAGUGAGGCAGUGCGGGCGGCGCGGUGGUCUCCCUGUGGCCGGCGCAUCCUCAGUGGUGGCUUUGACUUCACCCUGCACCUAACAGACCUUGAAACAGGAACCCAGUUAUUUAGUGGUCGCAGUGACUUUAGAAUCACUACCUUGAAAUUUCAUCCAAAAGACCCCAACAUUUUUUUAUGUGGAGGCUUCAGCUCCGAAAUCAAAGCUUGGGAUAUAAGAACCAGCAAGGUGGUGAGAAGCUACAAGGCGACCAUCCAGCAGACCCUGGACAUCCUCUUCCUCCAGGAAGGCUCUGAGUUCCUGAGCAGCACGGAUGCCUCCACCCGGGACUCCGCCGACCGCACCAUCAUUGCCUGGGACUUCAGGACCUCUGCCAAAAUCUCCAACCAGAUUUUCCAUGAGAGGUACACGUGCCCCAGCCUCGCCUUGCACCCCAGGGAGCCUGUAUUCCUGGCACAGACCAAUGGCAACUACCUGGCCCUCUUCUCAGCCGUGUGGCCCUACCGGAUGAGCAGGCGGCGGCGCUACGAAGGGCACAAGGUGGAAGGCUACGCCGUGGGCUGCGAGUGCUCCCCGUGUGGAGAGCUGCUGGUGACAGGCAGCGCCGAUGGCCGCGUCCUGAUGUUCAGCUUCCGCACCGCCCGCCGGGCCUGCACGCUGCAGGGACACCCACAGGCCUGCCUCGGCACCACCUACCACCCCGUGCUGCCCUCUGUCCUGGCCACCUGCUCCUGGGGAGGCGACAUCAAGAUCUGGCAGUGACGCCCGUGCCUGGGGCUCCCUUUGUUCCUCGGGAGGAGGCGGGGAUUGGGGUAUACCAUUUCCACCGUCUGCCGGGCCUCAGUUUCUUCAUCUGUGCAGAGGGGGCAAGAAGCUGUCUGGGUGUGAGUGCUGUAUGAAGAAAGUGUCAGAUGCCUGGUGAUGCCCAAUAAAUGUGUGUCCUGCUGCUUC